AUGAUGACCUCGAAUCUGCUCUCACGACUCCUGCCAACGAAUACUACCGGUCGGUCUAUCUACGACGAUCUGCGGGCCCAUGAUGAGGAGUCCGACUUGGAGGAGCAGGCGGGGUUGGCUCUCGACGAAGAGAAUCUUCGAUUUCUCGAUGACGAGCUGGGAAAUGUAGAUGCCUUUGGGGAAGCAAGUCAUAUUACCACUGCAUCCACUGCAUUCCCUCCUGGGCAACCACAAACGAGACCACAUGGAGGCGGCAAGAUCUCAAGAGACAAGUCACAAAACAGAUGGAUGGCACAAUCACCCAGACUGUUGGAGGAAGAUGGAGACGACGAUGUUCCUGCUUCUUUGUUGAUCGAAGGCCACGACCUUCCACCGAAACAUACCCCAACAAAACCCCGGCCAAGGCAAGGAAAGGCUCCAAAGAGCAGUCCUGCUGUGCCGGGACCGUCGAAUAGAGAGACUCGUGCUCAUUGGGAGGCUGCGCAGGCACAGCAACGAUUACAUAGAGAGGAAGAUAUUUCUCCUGGAUUACGAGUGCCCCCUCGGUCCCGUUUCGGACUUCUUAGUGGGGAGGAGAAGGCCUUGUGGAGAUGGUCCAAUGUCACUAAUCUCGAUGUUUUUAUAGAGGACGUUUAUGGAUACUACGUUGGAGCAGGAAUCUGGUGUAUACUGCUUGAGAAGGCUUUGAACUUGGCUCAAAUUACCUUUGUUGCGGUCUUCACAACAUUCCUGACCCAGUGUAUCGAGUACUCGGCGGUACCACAUAGCAAGAAAUUGACUCAGGUACUGGUACCACAGUGCACCAAGAAAAUUUCAGGGAUGCCCAAUGUAGCAAUUUGGUUGUUCACGUUGCACAUUCUAUGGAGGGUCUAUCUGCUUCUAGCCGAUAUUCCCCGCCUAAUGCACAUGCGAGACUUUUUCGUCCACCUCCUCAAAGUUCCCGAUGGAGACAUGCAGACCAUCUCAUGGCAAGACGUCGUGGCGCGGCUUAUGGCCUUGAGGGAUGCGAGUCCUGUCCUAACCGAGAAAAUAUCUCCCAAGGCUCGGAAGUAUUUGGGAAGUCAAUCUAAGCAGAGAUUAGAUGCGCACGAUAUUGCGAAUCGGCUCAUGCGAAAGGAGAACUACCUGAUUGCCAUGUUCAACAAGGACAUCCUGGACUUGACACUACCAUUCCCCUUUUUACAAGGUCGACAGCUUUUCUCAAGGGCCUUAUUAUGGAAUUUGGAUUGGUGUGUCAUGGGGCUUGUGUUCAAUGAUGCCGGUCAAGUCCGGCAAUUGGUAUUGAAGGACGCCAAACGACGAGAGUUGAGUGACGCUCUGCGUGGGCGAUUUCUUUUCGCUGGGUUCAUGAACGUCCUGUUCGCACCAGUAAUUGUGAUCUAUCUCAUGAUCGUGUACUUCCUGAAGUAUUUUAAUGAAUACAAGAAAGAUCCGUCCGCUAUAGGAUCUCGCCAGUACACGCCCCUCGCCGAAUGGAAAUUCCGAGAGUUCAACGAAUUGAACCACCUUUUCCACAAAAGAGUCAAUAUGUCGUACCCAUUUGCAUCCCGAUACCUCGACCAAUUCCCAAAGGUCAAAAUGGUACAAUUCGCCAGGUUCAUGUCUUUUAUCGCGGGAGCGAUAGUAUCUGUACUUGCUGUGGCCACUCUGUGGGAUCCAGAGUCAUUCCUCAGCUUCGACCUCACCUCGGAGAGGACUGUACUGUUCUACCUGACAGUCUUCGGUGGUAUCUGGGCUACUAUGAACGGCAUGAUCCCCGAAGAAAACCUCGUAUUCGAGCCGGAGUAUGCACUGAGACAAGUGAUUGAGUACACCCAUUACAUGCCAACUCAGUGGCAGAACCGACUCCACAGCGAUGAAGUGAAGAGAGAAUUCGCAACACUCUACCAAAUGAAGAUUAUGAUCUUUGUUGAAGAGAUUCUCAGCAUCAUUGUCACGCCUUUCAUCCUCUGGUUUAGCUUGCCGAAAUGCAGCGACCAGAUCAUCGAUUUCUUCCGAGAGUUCACUAUCCACGUUGAUGGUGUCGGAUAUGUUUGCUCAUUUGCCGUCUUCGACUUCAAGAAGGGUGAUGGGAGAAAACCCUUGCAUGGAGGCGGGAAUUCCGACGUCAGAGACGAAUAUUACUCGACCAAGCACGGCAAGAUGGCCAUGUCUUAUUAUGGAUUCCUGGACAAUUACCUGCUCAACCCAAAGACUGCCGUCCAGGGCCAUGUCCCCCCUGCAAUACGUCAUCACCACCGCCCACCGUCUUUCCCAGGACUCAUGUCUCCGACACUGGCAGCUGAGAUGCAGAACUCGCGUAUCGGACGGAGCGAAAAACGACCGAGCAGUAGUCGAGUUCCGGGCGGUCUCCCACAAUCUGCCCGCACUUCAAGAUUCGCCUCGAUAGCAGCUCAAGCCUCACCAAUGCAAUCUAUCCUUCUCGAUCCCCACCAUCAGCCUUCUGGCUCAGGAUUCGGCGGUAAAAGCAUUAGACGCGGAAGCUCCCGAUCUCGCUACCAAGUCCGGCAAAAUAUCGCCGAAGAGCCCAUCCAAGACGAAGAUGACGAAGCAGGCAUUGUUCAUGAGGGACUUGGCUCGGGCAAAUCCUACGAAGGUCACCUUGGAGCAUCGCGAUGGGAAACUUCGCCGACUCGCACACCGGCUAAUGAGCCACUGGACGAUGAAGCGGAGCCACCGGGUGGAGGGGGCGUUUUGGGGCUGUUAUACCAGUUUCAAAAGGCACAAACGGGUGGGCCGGGCGUUAAUAUUUGA
Molecule: messenger RNA, 2754 nt
Organism: Drepanopeziza brunnea f. sp. 'multigermtubi' MB_m1
Lineage: Eukaryota; Fungi; Ascomycota; Leotiomycetes; Helotiales; Drepanopezizaceae
Biological process (GO): protein localization to phagophore assembly site; autophagy of mitochondrion; nucleophagy
Cellular component (GO): autophagosome; phagophore assembly site
Source: RefSeq, a predicted model, not a curated record